Vicia villosa (hairy vetch) is the source of this 468-nucleotide messenger RNA. RefSeq lists its product as uncharacterized. The record is from RefSeq and is a predicted model, not a curated record. The coding region runs from base 1 to 468 and encodes 155 amino acids. The transcript has a single exon. Lineage: Eukaryota; Viridiplantae; Streptophyta; Magnoliopsida; Fabales; Fabaceae.
AUGGAUAAUGGGAUUCCCAGACAAUCUUCUAUAAGAUACAAACUAAAAAAUACAAUAUGUUGCUUUACGGGAAAUAUCCAUCAUCAUGAUUCUUCGUUUGAAGAAGGAGACAGAUCUUAUAACAAAUUACACAUUCCAAAAACACCAAUUUCACCUACAAGUUCAUCAAGUUCUCCAUGCUCAUGGUUCAAGAAAUCUCCCCCUAGUAAUGUAAGUGAUUAUUCACGUGUUAGGGGAAAAAGCUUAAGGACACGUGUGGGUCGCAAACACGGUCAUCAUCGUCAAUCCCAUUCCGCGGAUUUUAGCUAUGACCCUUUAAGUUAUGCACUCAAUUUUGAAAAUGAAAAUGCCCAAGAUGAUAUCCCAAUAAAAGAUUUUAGCUCUCGACUGCCUCAAUCGCCUCCUUCUUCUUCAUCAACGACUAAUUACUCUGAUAAGCUUCCAAAAGAGAUAGUUGGAUAUAGUUGA